Tripterygium wilfordii is the source of this 1006-nucleotide messenger RNA. Its product is annotated as dirigent protein 25-like. The record is from RefSeq and is a predicted model, not a curated record. Bases 9 to 941 code for a protein of 310 amino acids. Lineage: Eukaryota; Viridiplantae; Streptophyta; Magnoliopsida; Celastrales; Celastraceae. The transcript has a single exon.
UUGAUCAAAUGGAAAACCACAGAAUUAUCUCUUUCACAACCAAAGUUUCUAACCUUUUCUGGGUUUUCAUAUUCCUCACCAUUGCCUUUACCACAUCAGCUAGAUUCCUCGACGAAGAACCUUCAGAGCUUCCAGCUGCCCCUGAAGCAUCAAAUCCAGUAACUACGCCAGCAACCAGUCCUGGGGUGGCUGCAACCAAUUCAGGUGUGGCAGCUGGAACUAGUGGUGCCACAUUACCCAACACUGAUCCUCACCAUACCCUAACCUUCUUCAUGCAUGACAUCCUUGGAGGAUCAAACCCCUCAGCUAGAGCCGUCACCGGCAUCGUCAACAACCCGGCAGUUAACGGUCAACUCCCUUUUGUCAAACCCAAUGGUGCAAACCUUCCCAUCAAUAAUGGGGUAGAACAAAACGCCAAUAACAAUGGCCUUAUAAACAACAACAACAUUCCUUUCCUUACAGGCCUUGGUGGCACCACACAAGCUGUGUUACAAAACAGUGGCAACAACAUGUUCAACAAUGUAUUCAACUUUCCCGCUGCCACCGGGGGCCAAUUACCGUCUGGUUCCACCCUCCAACAGCUCAUGUAUGGCACCAUAACUGUGAUUGAUGACGAAUUAACCGAAGCGCAUGAGUUAGGGUCUGGUUUUUUGGGCAAGGCACAAGGGUUUUAUGUGGUUAGUUCUGUUGAUGGUACUAGCCAAACCAUGGCUUUUACAACAAUGUUUCAAUCAGGGCACUACGUUGAUAGCCUUAGCUUCUUCGGCGUUCAUCGUACUGGUGUGUCUGAGUCUCAGCUUGCUAUCAUGGGAGGGACUGGGAAAUAUGUGAAUGCAAAAGGGUUUGCCAUAGUUAAGACUAUUCCAGCUUCAGCAACAACUCAGAAUGACACUGACGGUGUGGAGACUGUGUUGGAGUUCGCUGUUUAUGUUAGUUACUAAAUGUAUUUGCGAAUUUCUGUGUUCAAUUGACAAUUUAUGUAUGUUAUGAUUGCUGCUUUAAGGGA